AUGCCACGAGAGUGCGGAACCAAAUCCGAGGCCGCAGAUGACGUGUGUCGCCUGACAAGUUGUUGGCAGGAGAUGUUUGGCUCGGCUUGGCGGACGGCCUUCUCUGUGUCUUCAUCUUCAGUCCACAGCGUGAUGGCAGCACUCCUCCGCUCGUGGAUCGAAUCCACAAUCAUCAAUCACGACGCGCAGUACGGCGCCGACCUUGGCCCAUUCCUAACCACCCCCGUCCUCUGCCAGCUCAUCAAGUUCACGACCCUCCGCGGCUCGCAGGCCGAUGGGCAGAUUACGGCCGUCAUCUCAGACCAGACGCAUCGCGUUAACGUAGCAUUCGACCAGCACGCCGCCGACUCGUACGAAUUGUCUAAAGCUGGCGAGGAGCCAGAACGCUUAACGAGCUUACUCCGCUCCGUCCUUCGACUGAGACAAUACUCGAUCACCCUCCUUCCCCCAUCGUAUCGUAACAAGCACCAAAUUCCCCGCGUCCUCAUCGUCGUACACCGUUGGGAAGUCGUUACGGGCGACCGACAGGAUCCAAUAUACUUCCCCGACGCGAAGCACCUCGGGCGAGGCCAAACCACACAAGACGAGGCCGUCAAUCGCGUGCUGCAGAAGUGGUGGCUGGGAAACUCGCAGAAGAUACAGCCGUCCCCCAUAUCCGUUGAGAGAGACCCAGACGACCCAGGAGGGAAGGUCGUAGUUGAGCAGAGGAUGACGGUCGCAAACGCAUCCGCUGGGCCAUCUCGGCCGCGCCAAGUAAGACUGCCUCUGGCCAAGCUUACAUCAGAGCUCAGCCAAGCCCUCCGACUUGUUGGGGGGCAUUGA
Molecule: messenger RNA, 822 nt
Organism: Cutaneotrichosporon oleaginosum
Lineage: Eukaryota; Fungi; Basidiomycota; Tremellomycetes; Trichosporonales; Trichosporonaceae
Biological process (GO): telomere maintenance via telomerase
Cellular component (GO): telomerase holoenzyme complex; chromosome, telomeric region
Molecular function (GO): telomeric repeat DNA binding
Source: RefSeq, a predicted model, not a curated record